This is a messenger RNA of Telopea speciosissima, 994 nucleotides long. Its product is annotated as respirasome Complex Assembly Factor 1-like. Gene Ontology annotation, biological process: mitochondrial respirasome assembly. The record is from RefSeq and is a predicted model, not a curated record. NCBI's taxonomy places the organism in Eukaryota, Viridiplantae, Streptophyta, Magnoliopsida, Proteales, Proteaceae. The transcript is spliced from 4 exons. Bases 232 to 609 code for a protein of 125 amino acids.
AGACAGUGAUGCAUUGUUUCGGUUGAUGAUCUAACAACGUUUUCUUGGUUAAUUCCAUUGAUAUUUCUAUCUGGUUCAAAACCCUAACUUGUUUUCUCCCUGCUGCUACUCCUGUUUAUGGUGAAAAGAAAGAGCAAUUGAUCCAAAAACAAAUUACAAGAUCCACAGGAAUUUCUAUCUGGUCGAGUUCACUGCAAUAUUUUUUUGGUAGUAGCUUCAUUUGUUUCCAGUAUGAAAGAAGGAAAAUCGGUUAAAUUUAAUCUUCAGCAGCAGAACGGUCGUAUCUCUCCGUUUAAACUCUCCAAAUUGUUAGAUCCCGAAGCUUCGUGGGACAAGGAUCAAUUGGGCGAUGUUUUACAUUGGAUUCGGCAAGGUAUUGCCCUUGUAUGUGGGAUACUGUGGGGUGCUAUCCCUUUGGUUGGAGCCAUUUGGAUUGUCGUAUUUCUGCUGCUAUCCUCAGGAAUUAUUUAUGGGUACUACUCAAUAAUCCUAAAAGUUGAUGAGGAGGAUUUUGGAGGUCACGGAGCCCUCCUUCAGGAGGGACUUUUUGCAUCAAUUACUCUGUUUCUACUCGCGUGGACUCUAGUAUACAGCUUAGCACAUUUCUGAUUGGCAGUUUACACUGAUGUGGCGAACGCUUUCCUACUGGAUUUUCCUCUCAUUUAGACUUCUCUAUUUUCAUCUUCUGGUGCAACAGCUGGCACAAUUUGCUCAAUUAGGUGAGCUACCAUUGGUUAUUCCCACAGAAGAAAGGAGAUAAAGUCCUACAAAUUAUGUGCAUCAACUUGUAAUUGUGCAGCUUGUACCUGGACUAAUUGUGGUGACAUUAGGGUACACGAGCCAUGGAAUCUAGGGUGGUGAUUUUCACCAGUGUGCUUUGUAGCCUACAUUUUUAUUUGGAUCAUAAGUUUGUUUUUGGUAGUGAAAAGUGUUAUUUGGCAAGCUUGACAACACCUUGGAGACUAGAAUGAAACAAAAAUGUCUCAUUACUGGA